Molecule: messenger RNA, 1218 nt
Organism: Zasmidium cellare ATCC 36951
Lineage: Eukaryota; Fungi; Ascomycota; Dothideomycetes; Mycosphaerellales; Mycosphaerellaceae
Exons: 1
Coding region: 1-1218 (405 amino acids)
Biological process (GO): regulation of DNA-templated transcription
Molecular function (GO): DNA-binding transcription factor activity
Source: RefSeq, a predicted model, not a curated record
AUGCCUGAGUCUGUCGAAAGACGCCGAGAACGGGCCCGCGUCGCGCAGAGGAGGUCGCGGGCGCAGCGCAAAGCGACAUUGGAGACGCUGCAGGCGAGAGUGCAGGUCCUGACCAAAGCAUUGGAGGAUAUGACAGAGCAUUGCCUGGGUUUUAGCGAUGUGGUGAUUUCGGCUGUGCGGAAGGAUAAUUUCGACUUCUUGCGGCAUAAUGCCCAGCCAUUUAUGAAGAAGAUUCUGAGCAUUGCGAGUACGGUUCUGGAUGAGGACUCUGACGAGGAAGGGGCCGACCGGACAGGAGAUAUCGACAAUGGUGAAAAUAUGAAGGAAUCGACUUCUCAGCGGUAUGGGAUCGCAACACCGCCGGAUGAGCAAGUUCAGGAUUUGACAGCGGCAGAUGCUACUACGCCGACGCAGCUUGACUUUCUGCCGCAGCAGUCAAUAUCGCCUCAACACGACCUUGUAACGGCAGAGGUGGCAAGUCGACGGCCUGUCAGUCCAUGCUUAGGCUAUGGGAUGUGGCCGAGCAUGACCACGCUGCAACUCGACGAAGACAUGCCGCCAUUGGACCUCGCCAAAUAUACCGACAUUCAAGGCGUCGAAGUAUCAUUCUCGACCGCAUUGUUCUGGAACAGCAUUAGCUUGGCACAUGCAGUGCUUCUCGAACCGUCAACGGAUCUGGUCAAGAAAUUCUUCUGCUACGCAAUGCGAUCCGAACCAUUGGACCUCAUCCUCUCACGGAUACAUCGCAGGAUUGCAUUCAAGCCGGCACAAAUGUCGAUGUACAUGGUGGACGAGAUCCAGUCUCGCCAGGAGCAAAUCACGCAUGAUCUGAGCUCUGUCUUGAGAGAUCCUUCAACGAUCGGAGGCACAAUCUACGAAGCCAAUAUGAUGGACCAACAUCAUCGAAUGAUCGUCGACAACAUGAAUCACGAAAACGAUGACAUCCAAUCGUACAUCGACGCUGCUGGGGUGGAGAAACGGCUGGCUUCAUACUGGGGCAUGUCUUCUGUUUCGUCGCUGUCGCCUGCUCCAGCGUGGGUCACCCAACCCGGCAAGGGUAAUUCUGACUUUCCCACUCCGCCAUCUACACCGUGGUAUCACAGCUUCAUCUCGCAACUUUCAUUGAGCAGUCGGUGCAUCGGCAACGGGAUCGGCUUCCCGAUCAAUGUCGUCGACGAUCUGGCUUUGCAGCUCCGCAAUGCUUCGAUCGUAGCUUGA